Messenger RNA from Closterium sp. NIES-67, 1425 nucleotides. NCBI's taxonomy places the organism in Eukaryota, Viridiplantae, Streptophyta, Zygnematophyceae, Desmidiales, Closteriaceae. The record is from the annotation of a GenBank genome assembly.
AGAGACGAUGGGCGGGAUGGGGGUAAGGGCGGUUUGGUGAUGGGCGGUUCGGUAGGGAAAGGAGACAUUGAUGUCGGCAGAGAGACUCCAGAAGCAGGAGGAGCAGUAGGAGCAGGAGGAGCGGCAGGGGCAGGGGCAGGAGCAGACAAGGUCUCACAAAGGUGCAAUGGCUUGUUGCUUCCCCUUGCUGCGUCGCACCCACACUCCCUACAUCAUCACCGUCAUAACAGUCACCGCCAUCUGCUGACAUCAGCAGUCCACAUGGACUUGCAGCGGUGGAUCCUACUGGACGGCUCCAACCUUCUCUUCCUACGUGUCACCCUCCAGGCCCUGCGCCUGCUGCCCCUUGCCACGUCCGGCUACCCUCCCUUGCUGCAUCUGCUGCUCUCUGCCGCUGAUCCGCCUACCAUUGCUUCUCUGCAGUCUGCACUUCUCUUGGGAGAGCUCUCUGUAUUCAAGAUCAGGCCCUCCUCUGUGCGGAGGAAGACUGAGAUCUCUGGACUUGGGACGAGUAAGGAGCCGAUGGAAGGAAACCAGCAGCAGAAUCAACAGGAUGAGCGGGGGUGGUGGCGGCAGCAGCAGCAGCAGCAGUUGUGGGUGUCGUUGGUUGGAGACAGUUGGUCGUGGGACGGACCGGAGCAGCAGUGGUUGUGGCAACUAGCAGCUGCUGAGGCUGCUGGUUGGGGGUUCCCUAGCAAAGGGCAUGUGGGAGACGAAAAGGAGGGCCAUUCGAAAAAAGAGGAGAAGCAGCAGGAGCAGGAACAGGAACAGGAGGAGGAUGUGCAGAAUCUUCCGCUACUUCUGCUACAAGCUAGUGCUGCUGCUGCUGCUGCUUCUGCCAGCAGCAACCCUUCUGCUGGUGACAUCACUGCCCUGGGUGGUGGGAAUGUUGAUGACAGCAGCACUCCCAGUAACAAGCCUGCUGCCUCUGCUGCCAGGCACAGCACAUGGGAAGGUCCAAGUUGUGAGGCACUCGCAGGGCUGGAGAUGCUCCUGCUGCAAGCAAGCCCAUCCCCCGCCCUCCUCUCCACACUCCUCUCCCUUCCUGCUGACCGCUUUGGCAGGCUGCCAUGCACUGUGCUGAGGGCAUGGGCGUUGAAGGACCCUGCUGGACUGUGCUCUCUUUUGAGAGAGCAAGGGCGGGUAUGGCUAGCCCAGAAUCAGCAGAACAGUGUUCUAGAAGGGGGGGGAACCGCCUCAGCAGGAAACCGCACAUGGGGAAGCGCUAAGAGCAGGAGUGGAAUCGCUUUGAGGUGUAACUUGCUUAGCCUGCUAACAGCUCUUGACAGAAUAGUGCAGACUGACUGUAGGGGGGAAAGGAGGAAAGGGGUUUACAUGGAGCUCUCAAAGUGCAUCAAGGAGCUGCUGUAAGGUUGAAUGUACAGUUGAGUUGUUAAGGAAAUAUAAUAAUGCAUCUCAUGAGCA